Messenger RNA from Pseudomassariella vexata, 1269 nucleotides. RefSeq lists its product as uncharacterized. Gene Ontology annotation, biological process: regulation of peptide transport. Bases 1 to 1269 code for a protein of 422 amino acids. The record is from RefSeq and is a predicted model, not a curated record. NCBI's taxonomy places the organism in Eukaryota, Fungi, Ascomycota, Sordariomycetes, Amphisphaeriales, Pseudomassariaceae. The transcript has 3 exons.
AUGUCGAGGCGGAGCGCAGCGAGCUCCAAGCGGAAAGGGAGGUUUUUCAAUAUGGCAAGGAGAACACUGGGGCUCGCGUGUUUACUCGUGACGGUCUGCUUGUGGACGACGUCGAAUUUCUUAGCAAGCUACAUUUUUUCAGAUCACACCUACGAUAAACCCUUCUUCGUCGUGUACAUAAACACCUCCAUGUUUGCCCUAUCCAUGAUUCCCAUCUCCCUCCAACACCUACACAAAAACGGCAGCCUCAGCCAAGUGAAGUGCAUAGCGCUGCAAGCAUGGCGAGAACGGUCGUUGGCGCCAUUGGAUGGAGCCGCAGAGCGUAUCAAGAUGCAGAGCCAUCCGGAAGAUGAGGAUACGACGGCGGGCGAGCGCUUACUCAUGGGCUCCGAUGAUGAUGACGACGAAGAGGCAGCUACCCUGGAAGCGCUGGAAGGCAUCAAUCCACGCCGUGUUGACAAGCUGACCCUCCGUGAAACGGCCUGGCUGAGCCUCGAGUUCUGCAUGCUCUGGUUCUUCGCCAACUAUUUCGCAUCCGCGUGUCUCGAGUACACGAGCGUGGGCUCCGUAACGAUCCUCACGUCCACGAGCAGCGUGUGGACGCUCGUCUUCUGCGCCGUCAUGAAGGUCGAGGGGUUCUCGGUGCGCAAGCUGGUUGGAGUUCUCGCAUCGCUCGCGGGGAUUGUGCUUAUUAGCACUGUGGAUUUGUCCGGUGAGGAUAAUGAUGAGAACAGGGGCAAUUUCCCGCACAAGAGCCAGCAGCAGAUCGCGAUUGGGGAUGCGAUGGCGUUGUUUAGUGCCGUGGUUUAUGGGCUGUACAUCACGGUCAUGAAACAGCGCGUAGGCAAUGAGGAGAGAGUUAGCAUGCCUCUGUUCUUUGGGCUUGUGGGAGUGUUUAAUGUAAUCUUUUUGUGGCCUGUUUUCUUUAUAUUGCAUUUUAGUGGAAUCGAACCUUUCGCCAUGCCUCCCACCGGCCAAGUCUGGGCUAUUAUCCUGCUCAACUCGAUAUCCUCCUUCAUCAGCGAUAUGUCAUGGGCCUACGCCAUGCUGCUUACCACGCCCCUCAUCGUGACCGUCGGGCUGUCUCUUACCAUCCCGCUUUCCCUCGUUGGCGAGAUGAUUCAGUAUCAGCAAUUCUCUAGUUUCUUGUACUGGGUUGGGGCAGGCAUUGUGCUACUGUCAUUCUUAUUUAUCAAUCACGAAAGCCAGGAACAGGUAGAUGAAGGCAAGACGGUCCUUGAUACCAGUUCGAGGCCGUUGAAUGCAUAG